Molecule: messenger RNA, 1356 nt
Organism: Pundamilia nyererei
Lineage: Eukaryota; Metazoa; Chordata; Actinopteri; Cichliformes; Cichlidae
Gene: galm
Product: galactose mutarotase
Exons: 9
Coding region: 68-1102 (344 amino acids)
Biological process (GO): glucose metabolic process; beta-D-galactose catabolic process via UDP-galactose, Leloir pathway
Molecular function (GO): carbohydrate binding; aldose 1-epimerase activity
Source: RefSeq, a predicted model, not a curated record
UCAGUAACGGAAGCAGGAAAACACGACCAGGUCCAAAGUCUAGUAAUGAGCGCGUGAAGUAUUCAAGAUGACUCAGGUAAGCCAUCAUCCAUGGGGAGAGUGGCCUGGCCAGGGCACCGUGGACCUGUGGGUUGUCCAGUCUCCUCAGGUGAAGGUGGAAGUCCUAACCUUAGGUGCCAUUAUCAGAUCAGUGAGCUACAGAGGGAACGAUGGACAAAUGGAGGAUGUAGUCCUUGGCUAUGAUAACCUGGAAGGUUAUGUAUCAGAUAAGCGGUACCUGGGCGCUGUGGUGGGCCGUGUGGCAAACAGGAUUGCAAAGGGACGUUUUGUCCUUGAGGGAAAGGAGUACCAGCUGGAUCUUAACAAUGGACCAAACGCGCUGCAUGGAGGCCUGCGAGGCUUCAACAAGGCUAUCUGGCUUGCUGCAGCAGUGGAAGGUGGUGUGCAGCUGAGUCUUACCAGUCCAGAUGGAGACCAGGGUUAUCCUGGUGAAGUUCAGGUCUCUGUCUCCUACACACUGCAGGGGGAAGAACUAACUGUUGAAUACCAAGCACAGGCUAACAAAACUACCCCCAUCAACCUCACCAACCAUUCCUACUUCAACCUGGCCGGACAGGGUGUAGCAGAUAUCUACGACCAUCAGGUGUCCAUCACUGCACAGUCCUACCUGCCUGUGGAUGACACAUCAAUUCCUACAGGAGAGAUCAGAGAGGUGAAAAACACACCCUUUGACCUCAGAGAACCAGUUCUCAUUGGCCCUCGUCUGAAGGAACUUCAAGGCCCAGGGUUUGACCACAACUUCUGUUUGUCAUCACCCGGAGGUCCAUGGACAGAGAAACGCGCUGCCAGAGUCUGUCACCCAGCAAGUGGGCGUGUCUUAGAGGUUUCUACUAACCAGCCAGGAGUCCAGUUCUACACUGCCAACUUCCUGGAUGGCUCCAUCGCAGGAAAGUGUGGUUGUAGGUACAGGAAGCACAGCUCCUUCUGUCUGGAGACGCAGAACUGGCCUGAUGCUGUUAACCAGCCUUCAUUUCCUGACUGCCUUCUGCGUCCUGGAGAGAACUACCAUCACAUAACUCGCUACACCUUCACAACUGUCUGAUCUGACAGACAGAAAAGAAGAAAAUUUCAUCGUUUGCAGCAGAUUGUUUCAUUUCCUAAAAGUCUGCUUUUUUAUUUUGAAUAUAAUUUUUGUUAACAUUUUACAAUAUUUUCUUAAGCUUGUUUUAGUUUGAGCAUCACAGAACUGAUGAGAUAAAGAAAAAACCUUCAUAGUUCAACAUGACCAAACUGUUAUAAUUUGAUUUAUGAUGAUGUGCCAUACUUGUCAUAUUAAACACAAUAUUGAUCAAGGGA